This is a messenger RNA of Anopheles darlingi, 1689 nucleotides long. RefSeq lists its product as uncharacterized. Gene Ontology annotation, biological process: centriole replication; regulation of cytokinesis; centrosome duplication. Gene Ontology annotation, cellular component: centriole. Gene Ontology annotation, molecular function: protein binding. Bases 28 to 1674 code for a protein of 548 amino acids. The record is from RefSeq and is a predicted model, not a curated record. The transcript is spliced from 3 exons. Lineage: Eukaryota; Metazoa; Arthropoda; Insecta; Diptera; Culicidae.
CCUAGGUUUCGGUGUGCUGCUAAAGUGAUGGAGAAAAAAUUUGUCUCCGCAUUCAAAAUUAAUGGUGUUCCCAUUCUACCUCCUUUGAUUAAUGAUGAAGUACGUGCAAUGAUAAACGAUAGUCGGCAAAAAGCGAUAGAGAUCGAGCGUAGAAUUUUCGAGGAAACGAUCACAAACAAGGCUGAUGAUGAUGAUGAUGAUGAUCCUUUGAAAAAGCAUGAGAACGAGCAGCUACCUACUGAAAUGGUUGACCACCGGAAUGGACACGACGAUCACGAUCAAUCAGAACAAACACCAGUAGAAGGAUCAUCACUCGGUGAUGACGAGGCGCCGACGGUCAUUUGUGAGCCAGACCCCGAAGUGAUCGCAGAAGAAGCGCAUAAAGUGGAUCAUGUGGAGCCAGAAAUCGAUCAGCUCGAUUCAUGUGAAACAAUAAUGGAAGAAAACAAUGACCCGUGCGAUCCAAAGCAGGUGGCACUAUCCUUAACACGCACAGUAACUCCAACCGGGUUGGCGGAGCAGCUCCCCUGGGUGCCUUUAGUUCGCUGCAACACGUUCGAUCUGCAGAAACCCAGCAUCGAUUUGAAAAUGCUACAGAGCGUGCAGCACUCUACGCCCGUUGAUCGGUCCAAGAGUGUGCGGCCACUUGAUCCGGCCAAGACGCCGCAGGAGGAUCAAAACGAAAAAACUACUCAAAUCGAGCGCUUGUCCAUUGAUCUAGUAGAGGGUAAGAGUAUCGCUAAAUCUUGCGAAAGUGCCCCAACAUUGUGUUCCAAGCAGAUGGACCCAUCACUGCCCCGUAUUGUAGCAACACUUGGUGAGCCAAUAUGUAAUCUCAAAUCAAUAGCAAUAGAGUCUGUUCCGUUGAAAAAGGUUUCGAAAGGUAAAUCCAAAUCGCGUUCUCGUCGUAGCAGCAAUUGCUCGGGCUCGUCCACGUCCACCGUCAAUUUGAGCGUGGAAAGCAUUUCCAAUGCACUUUCGGAGCACGAGAAACGCAUGAAGGAGUUGUUAAAGCGCCAGGAAGAAGAACGCAUGCUGCUGGAGAGAAAAUUCCGUGAACAAACCGAGGAACUAGUGGCGCUCUGUGCCAAAGCCACGAUCAACGGAAACCCUCCAGUUUCACUGGAGUCUAACGGUGCAGCUGUGCUAAAGACUAGCUCCACCGUAAGCAUGUUAUCACUCUGCGAUAUUUCGUACGAUUCGGCCCCUGAUACGGAUACAGACGCAGCUUAUGUUACGUGCAACAACAACGGAACAUCGGACGAGCUGUUGAGCGGAAUCGAGGAACCGGCCGCAAACACCAUCGACACAAAUGGUAAUGGUGGCAGCCAUAGCAUCCCGUUAGAAGAUUCGCUGCAAAGAGUGCAACGUGCCGCUAUCAUCAUCAACGCCUAUGCAAGAGGAUACUUAACCCGUCGCCUCUUCCAAACCAGCGAAGUGCAAAGCAUCAAACAGACGAUCGUCGAUAUACUAACGUUUAUUGUAAAUUCGCGCAACGGACAGGGAGACGAUCUCGAUGCAUCGUUACGGCGCAACGCCUUCAAACACAUUGCCUUCUGUCUCGAUCGUCUGCACGACGUGUUUGUCAACUAUACGCCGCAGCAGCGAAUGCAGAUGAUCCGGCGAGACCGUUACCUUAAACGAAAGGAAGCAGCGCUUCCACGGACAAACUAAAACCAAUGAACCUGA